Messenger RNA from Hydra vulgaris (swiftwater hydra), 1888 nucleotides. The record is from RefSeq and is a predicted model, not a curated record. NCBI's taxonomy places the organism in Eukaryota, Metazoa, Cnidaria, Hydrozoa, Anthoathecata, Hydridae.
AGGUUAUAAUAUUUAAAAAAUAUUAAUUUUAUUCUCUAUUUAAAAAUAAAUUUAUAAAACCAUUACAGACAUGCCUAGAAAAUGCUCAGUAGGUAAUUGUCGUGGAAAUUAUGACAGUGCAAAUGAGCAUGUUAAAGUUUACAAAUUUCCAAGUGACAAAGAAUUAUGUGAAAGAUGGUUAGCAGCUUUACCAAAUAAAAUUCAAUCACCAACAGACAAUAUGGGUGUUUGUGAAAAACACUGGCCUUUGAGGUGUAGUAUGCACUAUCCAAAAAGAUCUAAAUAUCAGAUUCCAUCAGAUCCUCCUUCACUAUUUCCUGGGUGUUUUCCUUCAAUGUUACGACAAACAGGCAAAACAUUCCGUCAAACAAAUUUUGAAAAAAUUUCAAUUGAAUCAAGAAACUCAUUCUGUGAUGAACUCGAUUCUUUCAACAAGAGUAAUAAAAUAAAAAAUUUCUUACAGUUUCUUACAGAUGUAAAGCAGCGGUUUCCUGAUUAUUUUGUUGUUACAAAUGCAUUGGAUCUGACUGUUUUUAAUAUGACAUUUUCGCGUCCACCAGAAACUAAUAUUUCUGUUACAAUCAAUACUCACACUCAACAGUUACAUGCUUAUAUCAAACACACACAAAUUCAUUGCAAUGAUAUUUUGGGGUUUUCUCACAAACUCACUCGGUGGUCGCAGUUAGAAGCAAUUAUUUCAAGAAUGAAGUCAUCUAAACCUGAAUUAAGCGAGGAACUAAAACAUUUAUUGCAAGAGAUUGAAUGUACAUAUGGAGAAAAAUCUGAUGAAAUAAAUUUUUUGAUUGAACAACUACAACUGCAGAUGAUGCCUGUGAGAGGCAAGCGUUACUCUACGCUAGUUGUACGACAAGCUUUAGAACUAUACCUUUCUUCAAGAUGCUGUUAUCGAAUUCUUUGUGAUACACUUUUACUCACACAUCCAAGAACUCUUAAACUAAAAUUAGGCAGAAUCGGUGAAGUAGGAACACAAAAGGAAUGCGAAGAAUGUAUUAAAACCGUGUUUGAAACAUUAAUUAUUUCGGAAAAACGUUGCUGCCUGCUAUUUGAUGAAAUGUAUGUGAAACCAAGUAUACGUUUUCGUGGAUGUCAUUUAAUUGGUUAUAGUGAAGACAAUCCUGCUGAAAUUGCCAAGACAAUUCUUUGUUUUAUGAUUAAGCCAAUGUUUGGAAAACCAGCUUUUGUGUGUCGUAUGGCCCCAGUUUAUAAGCUAUCUGGCAUUUUUGUACAAAACUUAAUUGUUGAAAUCACACAGACAGUUGCUAAACUUGGUGGAGAAAUUUUAUGCCUUAUUUCAGACAAUCUUCCCACAAAUCGUAGCAUAUAUAAAUUUUUUGCUUUAAGUUUAAAUGAGCCAUGGCUUGGUAAUAUUUGCAACCAAAGUAUAAUAAUGCUUCAUGAUCCAGUGCACUUGUUUAAAUCAAUUCGAAAUAACUAGCUUACAGAAAAAACUGGAACAAUUCAUCUGACACUAAAUAGUCAAUUAUUUAAAGGGUAUUUGGAAGAUUUGGUAAGUUUAUAUGAAAAAGAAAAAAAUAAUGUUAUCAAGUUGACAAAUCUUUCAUACAAAGCUAUUCAUCCAGGUGUAAUUGAUCGACAAAAUGUCACCCAUAUGUGUGCUGUUGUUAAUGAGAAGACUGUAGCAGCCCUUAAAAUUUGUGAUUUUAAAGAGACAAGCAAGUUCCUUGAAAGAAUAUUAUUGAUAUGGAAUUACCUUAAUAUUAAACAAGAAGGUUUGGACAUAUGUUUAAAUGAUCCAAAUAGAGCUUCAUACAAAAAUGUAAAUGAUAAACGACUUCAAGAGAUUUUGACAUUUGCUGAAGCUGUUGCAAAAAUGCCAGGAGGAAAGGGCUGGAAGCGGAACAAAUCA